This is a messenger RNA of Priapulus caudatus, 1907 nucleotides long. Its product is annotated as myb-like protein I. The record is from RefSeq and is a predicted model, not a curated record. The transcript has 2 exons. The coding region runs from base 1 to 876 and encodes 291 amino acids. Lineage: Eukaryota; Metazoa; Priapulida; Priapulimorpha; Priapulimorphida; Priapulidae.
AUGUACCAGAGUCGACAGCAGCAGCAGCAGCAGCAGCAGCAGCCGCAGCACAUGAUGUUCCAGAAUGGACAGCAACAGCAGCAGCAGCCGCAGCAACACAUGAUGUACCAGAAUAGACAGCAGCAGCAGCCGCAGCAGCAGCAGACGAUGAUGAUUAGAGGGUUAGCACCUAUGCAGAUUCGGCAAUCGUUCAACGUCGCGCCAAUGAUGCAACAGCGUGUCCAGCAGGUGGCGCCCGUGAUGCGACAGGUUCAAUCCACGGUGCAGACAUCUCCAGGCUUCAGGCGAUCUUCCUCCUCGUCAUCGUCAUCGUCGUCGUCAUCCUUCGGAUCCACGGGAAUUGCUGGUUUUGGUUCGAGUCCCAGUGGUGACAUAGACCCAAACAACUUCGCCAACAUCGACGCCAGCGACUUUGGUUUCGACAACUUCGGCAACAUGUACAUCAACGUCGAGGCUUUCGACUUCACCAACUGGAGGAACGCCGCCCAGGCCGCCGCUCCGCGUGAGGCAAUCAACGCCGCACAGACCGAGCAGAUCGUCAUCGGCCGUCGAUUCCGAUCCGGAUCCGCCCGUCAGACGGAGACCAGCUCGGCCUCGAAGGAAGGCAGCGGCAACGGAGAAGCCGGCAUCGAGUUGUCUGCCUCUCGCACUGCCUCCCAGGACAACACCCAGCAGUUCACGCAGGAGGCGACGGGAGAGGGCAAGACCGAGCAGGGAGCGACGUACGGAUUCGAGAGGAACAACAAGGGAGAGAUCCGGUUCAAUCCGGUCAAGCUGGAUUCGCUUCCGGUUCACUCUGGACCGGCGAACACGGUGCCGACGCAAGCGCGCUCUGGCGGCCAACAGAGCAACAGAGGUCAGUCUAAGACAUGGUAAGCGACGCUGCCGAGUGGGCGGAGCUUCGUCUGCCGACAAGUCCGAAACAACCAAUCAGAUGACACGACACAACAACUCGCAGCCAAUCAGAUGAACCGACAGAAUUGCUCGCAACAAAUCAGAUGGUCUGACAGAAUUGCUCGCAACCAAUCAGAUGGUCUGACAGAAUAACACGCAUCCAAUCAGAUGGUCCGACAGAAUUGCUCGCAACCAAUCAGACGGUCCAACAGAAUCGCUCGCAACCAAUCAGAUGUACCGAUAGGCAUACCUUCCCACAGACAUAAAUAAAGCCGAUAGCAAGAAAGCGGUAACACAUCGGUAACGAAGCUGUUAGCAGAAGACAACGAGCUUGAUAACGACGCGGAUAGCGACACGGAUAACGAGACGGAUAACGACACAUGUAUUAGUGGCAUACGACUAACAAACAGCAGAGAAUGUGAUAUAGGCAUCAUAGCAGACAGCCGCGGCUCCGUGCAUGCACCGUAUCUAUAUAUAGUAUAUGACAUCAUCAACUCCACGUUCGUGAUUUAUCUCCAACUGUUAAACGCCUGUAUUCUUACUUCCGUCAUCAUUCCCUUUGAGAUCUUCGUCAUGCACAAUGUUACUAGUUGGAUUAUUAUUAUUAUUAUUUUAUCAGUUGCAUUGGAUUAACGGUUUCAGUGGGAAUGAUUGAUCACAGCGAAAUGUGUUUCUAUGUUUCGGCUGUUCGUUUUGGAUUUGGCUUUUUUUAAAAUCUUGGUUUUGGUUUUUGCUUUCUAAAUUUUGGUUUGUUUUAAUGUUUUUAGCGAUUUUUCUUUCGGGUUUUUAAAUUUUGGGUCACAUCGUACCUAUAGACGCUGUUACUACCUAAGAUAUGACAGUCUGAUAUCGCUACAGCGAACCAAACGAAAGUGAAAGUGAAAGUGAAAUCGACGAUGAGAACUGAAACCGUGUUAAGCAAUUCUGACAUGAGCAAGGCCAUUUCAUCUUUGUAAAUAAACAAUCGUACCCUAUAGCAACAUGCGCUAGCAAAUAAAAUCUGGAAAAAAACA